AUGCCUAGCGCGAGAGCUAAUGCGGAAUUUGAGGCGCCGGAUGUACUGGAUCUUGAGCUGCAGCAAGACGUGGUCAAGGCAAUGCGAGGCAUGCUCAGCAGUUUUGGCGACAAUUCCUCUAUCUUCUCCAAGGCGGAGCCGAGCACGGUUCCCGUUUUAGGGGCCGUGAUGUACCACUGGCGAAAUGAUGUGGGAGGGCGGGUGUGUCCGUAUGCAGAAGCGGGGGCGCAGCCGCACAGAAAGCAACAACUUUGGUCUGCUCAGAAGAGGAACAGAAAUCACCUACGUGAUGAAGGAGGGGCAUUGAUCAUCGACCGCUUGCAAACGUACACGGGGUUCAAGCUCGUUUUCUGCAACGAAAAGUGGUUUUGUUAUGACGGAUCGGUUUGGGCGGUGGACGUAAACGGACGGCUUGCGAGCCAGAUCUGCCGCGGAGAGCUCAAUAAGAUCAGUAAGGCGUAUAAGAUGGAGAUGGAAACAAAAAAGCAGGAGAAGAAGAAGAUUGCGUCGGAUGCCGAUGGCAAGAGUUCGCAAGCGGAGGAGGAGAAGAAAUCUACAAAGGAGAAGCUUGCAAACUUGAACUUCAACGCCAAGAUGAGCCAGAUUAUGACAACACUAAAAGGUUAUUGCUUGGAGCCGGCAUGUGAAGAAGCGUUGAAUACCAACAGGGAUGCGCUUCCUCUUCAAAACGGCGUCGUACUGCUAAAGAGCGGUAUUCUGGUGCCACACCAUCCGAAGUAUCUAUGGUCUUUCAAGCUCCCCGUCUGGUGGCCGUCGACCGGGCUUGCUACGCCGUUGGGCAGAACAGGAGAGUUUCUUCGUCAGAUCACGCACACUCCGGAGGCACUUGCUUAUCUCCAGCGCAUUCUUGGGUACGGCAUCACGGGGCACACGUCAAACCAGGUCAUUUUGACGAUGAUCGGCGAGGGCGGAGCGGGAAAGAGCCUUUUAUUGACUAUGCUGAAGCGAGUGAUUGGCCCGUUCUACAAGGACGUCUCGAAGGACAUGCUUACGGAAGAUACGGAUGAGUUUUCAGAGGCCAACGUGAAGCGGCUGACCGGAGAGGCAACUAUCACGAGUAGAGCGCUCUACUCGGAUUACGUCACGUUUGCCACUACUCAGCUGCACAUUCUCUGCUCCAACUACCCUCCCCGGGUGAAGACCUGGACGAUAGCGCUCAAGCAACGCCUCUUGACGCUUGUAUUUCCAAUGCGCUUUUUCUAUCCGGAUGAAGCGGGCUACAAUCCGGACAACCCACUUCAUGGCAUCCGGGACCUUGCAUUGGAAGACGUCUUGAAGGCCGAGCCCGAAAAGCUAUUGGUAUUUCUGGUGCAAGGCGCCAUGGACUGGUACGCAAGUGGGAAGAGGCUUCUUGACAUGCUCGAAAGCAGCAAGGCGUACAUGCACUCAUGGGAGCAGGAAAAUGAUCCGUUCGCGGCCUUCCUUCAGGAGGAAGGCAGGAUGAACAUCAAGGCUUUCGAAUCCACGCGCACUCUCAUGGACGCGUAUAACAACCCGGAUCGGAGGUCGGAGGUCGUGAGCGAGACCAUGAAGAACGACGAGAUUCCGUUGCAAGGCAUCCACGUGUUGGUGGCCGAGGAUACGCGACGCAUCAGCAAGAUCCUGGAGCGAUUCCUGCUCAAGGAGGGAGCCAGAGCCACGAUGUCGGAAGACGGAAAGGUGGCUUUGGAUAUCUACUGCGAACGGCCUUUCGAUUACGAUAUAAUACUCAUGAACUUGCAGAUACCCCGCUUGGACGGUUAUGAGGCUACGAGGCAGAUCCGUCAGCUGGAAGCGGAAGGAGCAUUGCCGGGCCGCAUUCCUAUAGUUGCGUUAAACGCACACGCCAUGGAGAACGAUGCGAUCAAGUGUCGCGAGGUGGAGAUGAACUGUUACUGUCGGAAGCCAAUAGAUAAACAGACCAUGUUGUCCACCAUCCUCAGCCUCGCAUGA
This is a messenger RNA of Klebsormidium nitens, 1953 nucleotides long. Lineage: Eukaryota; Viridiplantae; Streptophyta; Klebsormidiophyceae; Klebsormidiales; Klebsormidiaceae. The record is from the annotation of a GenBank genome assembly.